UGUACGUCCCCGUUAGGUCAGAAGGAAACUUCUGACCUCUCUCUGCUUUUAUGACUUCUAAAAGGAGGUUUACCUAAUAGAAAUCUCUUAGCAUCUGCAUCAUGUUACCUUGCACUGAUUUCAUUUAUCGGAACGGAAGGUUCCAUUGAUACACUAUCAAUUUCUGUGUAGGAAAAAGUAACAAUGCUGUGAAAACAGUUCUACUUGUUGUCAUCCCUGUUGCUGCAGCGCUGUUGUUCCUCCUUGCCAUUUUUAUCUACUGUCGAAGAAGGAAACCAGCAAUGCCAAGGAGGACGCAGCUGCACAAACGAGUACUUGACAAUGAAGACCAACAAGAGAUCAAGAGUGCAGAAUCUCUGUUACUUGAUCUGGAGGUGAUCAAGUCUGCCACAAACAACUUUUCUGAUGCAAACAAGCUAGGAGAAGGAGGAUUUGGACCAGUUUAUAGGGGAACACUAGAGGAUGGAGUGCAAAUAGCUGUGAAGAGGCUUUCAAGAACCUCAGGGCAAGGGCUUGUUGAGCUGAAGAAUGAGGUGGUUUUGUUGGCCAAACUUCAGCACAGAAACCUUGUGAGAUUGUUGGGUUGUUGCUUACAAGAGGAGGAGAAAUUACUUGUCUAUGAGUACCUUCCUAAUACAAGUCUUGACAAUGUCUUAUUUGAUCCUGUGAGGAGAGUGCAAUUGGACUGGGCAAGGAGGUAUAAGAUCAUCGAGGGCAUCGGGCGAGGACUUCUUUAUCUCCACGAAGAUUCAAGGCUCAAGAUCGUUCACCGGGACCUAAAAGCCAGCAAUAUCUUGUUGGAUGGGGAUAUGAACCCCAAGAUUUCAGACUUCGGUCUCGCCAAGCUUUUUGAUGUGGACGAGACACAGAGGAACACUAGCAGAAUUGCCGGAACAUAUGGAUAUAUGGCACCAGAGUAUGCUCUGCGGGGGCGCUUCUCGACUAAUUCAGAUGUUUACAGCUACGGUGUGCUAAUUCUGGAGAUCUUGACUGGUCGAAAGAACAGUGGCUACCAAGGAUCUGGGAAUUCCAUUGACCUUCUAAGCUAUGUCUGGAGGCAUUGGAAUCAAGGGGAUGCAUUGCAGGCGGUUGACCAAAGUGUGGUCGAUCAAUGUCGACCUCAGGAAGUGUUGAGAUGCAUGCAUAUAGGGUUGCUGUGUGUCCAAGAAGACCCUGCACAAAGACCCAGCAUGGCAUCCAUAACUCUUAUGCUUAAUAGCUACUCUGUUAGUCUUCCUACUCCUUCAGCACCUGCUUUUGUCACUCAUAGUAUCACAGAAGUCAGUUUGCAAGGGAGAGAGAACAGUAAAGGAAGCACGACAAGUUCAGCAAAAGAAUCCACAAAUGAAGUUUCCAUCUCUGAAAUGGAUCCCAGAUAG
Molecule: messenger RNA, 1379 nt
Organism: Musa acuminata AAA Group (dessert banana)
Lineage: Eukaryota; Viridiplantae; Streptophyta; Magnoliopsida; Zingiberales; Musaceae
Product: cysteine-rich receptor-like protein kinase 10
Exons: 6
Coding region: 282-1379 (365 amino acids)
Biological process (GO): protein phosphorylation
Cellular component (GO): plasma membrane
Molecular function (GO): protein serine/threonine kinase activity; ATP binding
Source: RefSeq, a predicted model, not a curated record